UAUGGGCCCACAUGGAAUCAAUCGAGCUGUUCACCGCAUUUCUUUUUCUGAUUGUCAAAAUGGAUUAGGAGUUAAAAUUAUUGGAGGUUAUCGGGCACAAACAGCAGAAGAUUAUGGGAUUUUCAUAAAGAGAAUUCUACCUGGAGGGGUUGCUGCUGUAGAUAGCCGUUUGCUCACUGGUGACCUAAUUUUGGAUGUCAAUGGAGAAAACUUAAUUGGAGUAACCAAUGAAAGGGCUGUUGACAUCUUGCGAACAGCAUCGGCAUCUAAUCACAUGUCUCUGCUAGUUGCCAGAGAUGAAGAAGCAAAGAAAGAAUUUCUUGACCUGAUGGACAAGUAUGGUUCUCACAGUGACACCAGCUCUGCAAGAAGUUCUCCAACGCAACUAUUAGCUGCAAAAUCUAUAGACAGCCCUUCUUCUGGCUCAUCCUCAAGGUCACAGAGUCCUCAGUUGCAUCCAAAGGAUAAUACCACGACCAUCACCAGAAAUAAUUCUGUCCCAGCACCAUCCCCAAAGCUUGCAAAGUAAUUUCUGA
This is a messenger RNA of Balearica regulorum gibbericeps (East African grey crowned-crane), 536 nucleotides long. The record is from RefSeq and is a predicted model, not a curated record. Lineage: Eukaryota; Metazoa; Chordata; Aves; Gruiformes; Gruidae.